CCCUCGACUCGAACAGAGGCGAGCGGCGCCUCUCUCCUCCUCCCGAUCCCCUCCCUCGAUCUCCCUCUUCCCUCCACCAUUUUCGCGGAUCUUUGGGGCAAAUCGAAGAGUCCGGAUGGCCGAGGAUGAGGACAAUGGACGUUUGUAUACUGGGCUUGACCUUGCUUUUGACAUGGACCAUCGUGCCCGUGCUAUCGAGCGUGGAGAGAAAUUUGCUGUCGUCCGCUUUAGGAGCCACACGACGGAAAACCAGAUGCAAUAUGACGUGUGCUAUGAGCCGUACUUUGAGCGUGCCGGGCUGCUGCCAUUUGUUCUUCAGUUCAAGCGUGUGCCGCCGUCGAUGUGCCAUUCAGUUCUCGCCGCCCUUGUCGAUCGUUGGCGGCCGGAGACACACAGCUUCCAUCUCCCUUGUGGCGAGCUGACGGUGACGUUGGAGGACUUUGCCAUGAUCACCGGGCUUCCCAUUGACGGCAAGGCUCUCACCGGAAGAGUGGACGGCAAGAGCUGGCGUGCGAGGGUUACUGCUCUCAUCGGUGACUGCUCGACCUCUCUUAGUGCCCAGGGAAGGACUGACAACAGGACAAACGGCGUCCCAUUCCCUUGGCUCGAGCAUCAUAGGUCGGGAUGCUCUGAAGAAGCCAAUGAGGAGAUCGUGGAGCAGUAUGCUCGAGCGUACGUGUGGCACCUCCUAUCACAGGUGGUCUUUGGAGACUGCUCUGGAGACGUUUCUCCUUGGAUGUUUCUUGACUUCUUGGCCGACUGGGACGAGAAGUACAGCUGGGGGUCUGCUGGGCUCGCCUACUUAUACCGUCUGGUAACAAGUUAUGCAAAUAUCCAUUAA
Aegilops tauschii subsp. strangulata is the source of this 841-nucleotide messenger RNA. The record is from RefSeq and is a predicted model, not a curated record. Lineage: Eukaryota; Viridiplantae; Streptophyta; Magnoliopsida; Poales; Poaceae.